Molecule: messenger RNA, 339 nt
Organism: Stegastes partitus (bicolor damselfish)
Lineage: Eukaryota; Metazoa; Chordata; Actinopteri; Pomacentridae
Product: insulin-like
Exons: 2
Coding region: 1-339 (112 amino acids)
Cellular component (GO): extracellular region
Molecular function (GO): hormone activity
Source: RefSeq, a predicted model, not a curated record
AUGGCAGCACUCUGGCUACAUACUGCCGCCCUGCUGGUCUUGCUGGUCAUGUCAUGCCCGGGCUCCCAAGCCGUUUCCGCGCAGCACCUGUGCGGCGCUCAUCUGGUUGAUGCCCUUUACUUGGUCUGUGGGGAAAAUGGUUUUUCCUACAACCCCGGGAGCAACAACGACCGAGCGCUGCGAUUCCUCCCACCAAAGGCAGGCAGAUCGGCGGACGAGAACCCGGCCCCAGUGUUUGCCUUUAAUGAAGCCAUGGCGUUGUUGGCGAAACCCAACAUUGUGGAGCAGUGCUGUGUCCGGCCCUGCAGCAUCUAUGACCUGUCCACCUACUGCAACUGA